GAUUAUUUUGUUCGUCUCUCUUGACUCGUUUCGUUAAACUAACUAUAGUAAUUGGAUAUAAAUUGAGAAAAAAAAAAACAAAUGAAUUAUAUCUCUAAGUCUUUAUUAUAUAUUAUUCUUAAUAUAUAAAAUAUUAUUCUAUGAAUUGUUCAAAUGUCGUUGAAGCAAUGAAUCGGAAAUUUGAAUUAUCAUCUUUAAGUGACUUCAUUCGUGAUACCUUGAUAUUCACAGAAGCAGUAAAAGAUACAUUACAAUUUGAAUGCGCCGAAGCAAGAUUUUCUUUAAAACCUUGGAUAACAAAAACUUUUGUUACAAAAGAAGUUAAUAAGAAUGAUUGUAUUUGCGAUAAGAUGUCAUUUGGAAGUCAAGAGGAAGAUAUUUCUGAAGGGAUAAGCAGAACAAUAUUGCAAGCACAAAAAUUAAGAGAAAAACUUUCGUCUAAUGUUUCGAAGCAAGAAAAACACUCGAAGCAAAAGGAUUUAGAUAAGACAAAUGUACAAAAAGUAUGCUAUGAAUCAGCAAAGCAUGAUAUUGUAAAAUCUCAUGUAGAAAUGGAUAUAAAAUCAAUUGAUAAAAAUCCGAAAAAAAUACAAAGUGUUACCAAAAUUACUUCAAAGAUUGGAAUAUCAGAGCAAGAUUCAAUAAAAGCAUCGCAAAUACCAUCUACAAGUAGAACAAAUAUUAAACAAAAAGGAAAAAAAAAUUUUCUUUUAGCAAAUAAAUUAAAUAUCAAAAAUAUACAAUCAGCAAAAAUUCAAGAUAAUAAUAAAAGUAAAGAAAUAAAGAAUAAUACGAAAUUUAUUAAUUCUAAAAAACAACCUGAAAUUCGUGCAGCAUCAACAAGUGAAUUAACUAAAUUAAUAGAAGAACUUUCUUUAGCGUCGUCCAAGAAAAUGUCAACUACAUCUACAAAUAUAAAUAGAAAAGACUGCCCGUUACACGGAGAAAAUGUUACGCAAUUUACUGAAGAAAUUCUAUCAAUGGAUAUAGUAGAUGCUCUUGAUAAGUUUGAUAUUCCAAAAGAAAUUUUGAAAGUGCUUAGAAUGUAUCAUUUAUAUGUAAAAUUUGAACAUACGCAGGAAUCUGUAAAUAAUUUGCAACAUCGAACAGCAGCAGCAGGAUUCUUAAAAGAAUUUGAAAAAAUGAAUGAAAAUAAGAAAAAUUAUUCUGAAGAAGAAAAUAAUAUUGUAAGCAUUGCCUUGGAAUCCUUUUCUGUAUUAGGAAAUGUGUAUAAUGGUAUGAUUCACAUAGAAAGAAUUAAGGAACUUGACAAAAGAUUGGAAUCUAUUUAUAAAAUGCAUAAAAUAAAAAAAUUUGAUAUAAGACCUAAUGAAAAUGUAAAACCUCUUGAAACAAGAUUUAAGUAUUCUGAGAUUGCAGGAUGGAUGUCAAAUGGAAUUUGGAAUAAUAUGUGUAUUAAGGAUUUCCAAGGAAUGUCUAAAGUAUGCUGCAUACGUUAUAACGAUGUCGCACAAUUGUCAUCGCUUUAUGAAGUUCUGCAAGAGUUUCAGCAUACAAAAUAUGUUAACACAAUAAUAGAAAUUUUGUUAAAAGAUAUAAUACCUAAAAUGAUGCAUUGUUUUGAGCCAACGGAUGAUAUAUAUUUACAGAUAUAUAAGAUGAUCGAUAUUUUGAGUCAAGGUUUAAAUCCAGAAAAUCCAGUUUUAGUUAGAACAGAAGAAUAGUUUUAU
This is a messenger RNA of Vespa velutina, 1691 nucleotides long. RefSeq lists its product as uncharacterized. The record is from RefSeq and is a predicted model, not a curated record. Bases 141 to 1685 code for a protein of 514 amino acids. NCBI's taxonomy places the organism in Eukaryota, Metazoa, Arthropoda, Insecta, Hymenoptera, Vespidae. The transcript has 5 exons.